CUUAAAUGUUGCUUACAUUAUCAUUUGUUUCGGUUUUACACUUUUUCAUUCAGCUUUAGGAACACGAACUCAUCACCUAAAAUGGUCAGUUGAGUAUAUGUAUUGGUCACCGGAUUGUGUAGGAAAUCUGGUGAUCGGAAUUAACGGCCGAUUUCCCGGGCCAACGAUCCGAGCCCGAGCCGGAGACACCAUCAUCGUGGAGCUUACGAAUAAUUUCCAAACUGAAGGAGUCGUUAUUCAUUGGCAUGGCAUAACGCAGGUAAUUAGUUUGGAACACCUUGGGCUGACGGUGUGGCAUCAGUUUCACAAUGCCCAAUUAAUCCAGGAGAAACUUUUGUUUAUCGUUUCAAAGUUGAUAAAGCUGGAACAUACUUCUACCAUGGACAUUAUGGGAUGCAAAGAUCAGCAGGGCUAUAUGGUUCUCUAGUAGUUGAUGUUGCAAAAGGUGAAAAAGAACCAUUCCAUUAUGAUGGUGAAUUCAAUCUACUAUUAAGUGAUUGGUGGCACAAAGGCUCGGAAGAACAAGAGGUUGACCUUUCUUCCAAACCAUUUCGUUGGAUUGGUGAACCAGAGACAUUGUUAAUCAAUGGGAGAGGGCAGUACAAUUGCUCCCUGGCAGCUCAUUUCAGCAAUAACUCAUCAAAUCUUCCGUCUUGUCAACUAAGAGGCGAUGAGCAAUGUGCACCCGAAAUCCUUCAUGUACAACCAAACAAAACCUAUAGACUAAGGUUGUCAAGUACCACUUCUGUGGUCUCACUCAAUUUAGCUAUUGGGAAUCACAAGCUCGUGGUUGUUGAAGCUGAUGGAAACUACAUAGAACCGUUUGAGGUGGAUAACAUGGACAUAUAUUCAGGUGAAAGCUACUCAAUUCUAUUCAGAACUGAUCAAGAUCCUUCCCAAAAUUAUUGGAUAUCUCUUAGCAUAAGAGGAAGAGAACCAAUAACCCCUCAAGCCCUAACCAUAUUGAAUUACUCACCUACUCCAUCUUCAAAACUUCCAGUUUCUCGACCACCAAUUUCCCCACCUUGGAAUGACUACAACCAUAGCAAGACUUUUUCAAACAAGAUUUUUGCUCUAGUUGGCUCUCCAAAACCGCCACCAUCGUACGAUCGUCGAAUUAUUAUGCUAAACACUCUUAACAUUGUUGAUGGAUAUGUAAGAUGGUCGAUAAACAAUGUGUCAUUUGUCCCACCAGCAACUCCAUACCUGGGAUCAAUUAGGUAUGGUGUAAAAGGUGCGUUCGAUCCCAAAAGUCCACCCGACAGCUAUCCUGUCGACUAUGAUAUAAUGAAGCCUUCUCCAAACCCUAAUGGAACUUAUGGUAACGGUGUUUAUAAGCUUGAUUUCAAUAGCACAGUUGAUGUGAUACUGCAAAAUGCAAAUGGAUUAGUCGAUAAUAGUAGCGAAAUCCAUCCGUGGCAUUUGCACGGGCACGAUUUCUGGGUCUUGGGAUACGGAGAUGGUAAAUUCGCUACGGAAGAUGAGAAACAAUUCAACUUGAACAAUCCGCCAUUGCGAAAUACUGUUGUGAUAUUUCCUUUUGGAUGGGCUGCUUUGAGGUUUGUAGCAAGAAAUCCAGGGGUAUGGCCAUUCCAUUGUCAUAUCGAAUCACAUUUUCAUAUGGGAAUGGGUGUAAUUUUUGCUGAAGGUGUUGACCGUAUUCGUAAGGUACCCCGUGAAGCUCUUGGUUGUGGAUUGACAAAGAAGAUGGUUAAGAUUAAGUAG
This is a messenger RNA of Oldenlandia corymbosa var. corymbosa, 1725 nucleotides long. NCBI's taxonomy places the organism in Eukaryota, Viridiplantae, Streptophyta, Magnoliopsida, Gentianales, Rubiaceae. The record is from the annotation of a GenBank genome assembly.